GUGGAGAUUAAAUCAUUUAGAACAUUUCCCCCCACAUUUUUUAGYGCUUUUUGCGAGMAGUUGGAACCGGAAAUACGUCACAACUUAAAAACUCUUAAAAUCCAUUUGGGUUGCCUUUGGAUGGCAUUUGGCGCGAGACUUCAAGAAGGAAAGUAAAGAGUAUAAAAGCUGGAAAAUGAAAACUUUUACGCAUCAGAAUUGAAAUACUGGACCGUCUAUCCUCCUACUUGAACAUGUGGAGCUUGUUUCCCAAGAUCUCAACCUCAAAUAGCCAAGAUUCUGUUAAACUACUCACUGGAAAAGAAUAYAUCGUAGGGAGAAAAGAUUGUGCAGUAUUGAUCAAGGAUGAUCCAUCAAUCAGUCGCAAGCAUGCUGUAAUCACUGUCCAACAUGAUAUCUCUAACUUGGGAGAUCCCUCUAAGAUACCAGAAGUAAUGCUUACAGACAAAUCAAAGUAUGGAAUAUCUGUUAAUGGUGUCAAGAUUACUCAGCCAACUAGACUCAAUAAUGGUGAUGAAAUACUCUUUGGCAAUCAUCAUAGCUGUUAUAGAUUAACUUACACUCCCUUGGUAGUGGUCACUUCAUGUCUUGAUAACACUAAGAAGAAGCCCCUCAAGAAACAGAUUCAUUUAUUAGGCGGACAUGUUUUAAAUGAUUGGAAAAGUGGAUGUGUGACUCAUUUGGUGAUGGAUGGGCUGUUAUUCACAAUAAAGGUUAUCCAUGCUCUUGCUGACUGUUGUUCCAUAGUCACACCCAGCAUCUUUAAUGAAAUCGUGMAGGCAAUUGAAACAUCAAGUGGGUUACCUAUGCCAGAAGAGUUUUUGCCUCCUCUUAAAGAAGAAUCAAUCAAGUCUGAUGGACCUCURUUUCUUSCUAAUAACAGAAGAAAAACCUUGUUUAGUGGAAAGACUUUUAUAUUUCUUAGCAACAAGCAAUACAAAAGAACACAUGCAGCUAUCGAGAUGUGUGAAAGGGAAAGCUACCCAAUGGAUAUGAAGCAGUGGAUUACACAAAUAAUGGAUUUCUUGAAAAAUCACGACAAAAGACCUAUYCCUGAAUCAGAGCUUGGUUUGGCAAUUUUACAAAUGACACUCACAAACUACUGUAAUCCAGACAUCGAUGCAGUGCCAGCGUUGACUCAGAACAUUGUCUGUCAGUCACUAAAUGUCGGGCUGGACGAAACGUCGCAAGUCUUUUCACCGCAACACAAAGCACAAGCUAAUCAGAAAAGUUUUAAGAAGCCCCAGUACCCAUCUGAGGGAGAAGAUGCUGACAAGACGCCUGAUAUAGUGUUUCUUAGGACUACUGAAGCAAAUCAGUCAAGCACUACAAGCAAAGUUGCCGAACCUGAUCACAUUUCUCCAGAACGUGGUACAAAAAGAACGAAGAAACAUGUUUAUGAGGGUGYCGUUUUAGAUACCGAGGACAAUACACCCAAGGCACAAAAAUCUAGACCAGACGUUAAGAUAAGUCCUAUACCAGAUACCUUAAAUAUAAGCGGUAAAGACACGAAUGUCUUGGUUGUAGAGACUCCUAUCAAAGAUACUAAGGAGAGGUGUUCAUUAUUUCCAAGCACUGCAGAGAAAAAGAGUGUCRUCCCAGAUAGCGAGGGCCUUGAUUCUAGUAAAACAACUAGAGGACUACCUGAAACUCGGAAUGAAAAUUUGGAUGGGAAAAUAAAAGGAACGUCAAUGGAAAGAGGGUCCUUAAACACUAGCAAAUUAGAUUUCAUUCCAGAUAGUAUGGGAAUGGAUGUCAGUUCCUUGGCACCACAGAACGGUGUUAAUAGUUCCCAACACGAUAAGGAAGAAUCUAAAUGUAGACCACCCAAACGAACAAGAGUGUUAGAUAGUACAGAGGAAACGGAAAGUCAAAAAGAAGAUAUCCCUACGAAACGAGCUAGGAAUGAAUCAGUUUUCAGGUCACCAGAGCAAGUACCCUCUACUGAAGGAUAUAGCAGUUAUGAUAACAAGAAAGGAGGUUUUGAAGACGAUGAUGAUAAUACUAAAGAACAGCUGUUCGGAAACAUGGAUGAGCUUGAAGAGAAUGGAGCGCAAUCGGAUAUUAAACCUGUGUUACCACGGCUUGAGGAGAGAGUUGGUGGAUUCCUGUGUACGAAAAUACUCGGAAGGCAAAUAAAAACAGAAGUUGAAGACGACGGUCUACCAAGAAACCUAGUUGUCGUAGAUGUGGUGUCUCUUCUUGUCCGCAAACCCAAGGCACAACAAGCUGCACCUCCAACACGAGUUACUGGGAAAAACUUUAAGAAGUUUAGAAAGCAAUGGUAUGCUGGAUGUGAAAGACGAUUUCCUAAGAUCAUCGGUGGUAGUGACUUAGUGGUACAUCAGACAUCUACCGGCAUUGAUCAAGAGGACUGGUUCAUUGAAGCAAGAGAGGCCAACAAAGAACAARACAGAAGAGACAAGAUGGAGGAACAGCUAUUUAUGUCAGACGCAGGCUUGCCUCAAGGAAGAAAACGCCGAGGAAGAUAAACGUCCUGUACCGUUGUCAUGCCAGCAGUAGUUCCAGUCCCAAACAGUGUUAUAUAAACCAAUCAGGACCAAGGGUCCGAGGUUUUUGUUGGAUUGAGAAGAAAGCAAUACUACAAAAAAGAAGAAAAAAUAAAUAAAGAAAUAAACUAAGAAAAAUUAAGCGGACGCCUUCGGGACUUUGCCUGGUGUUCGCUUAAUGUAGGCUCGUUUUUGACAGUAAAUGUGGACUGAAAAUGUG
This is a messenger RNA of Actinia tenebrosa (Australian red waratah sea anemone), 2730 nucleotides long. RefSeq names its product nibrin. Gene Ontology annotation, molecular function: protein binding; damaged DNA binding. NCBI's taxonomy places the organism in Eukaryota, Metazoa, Cnidaria, Anthozoa, Actiniaria, Actiniidae. The record is from RefSeq and is a predicted model, not a curated record. Gene Ontology annotation, biological process: double-strand break repair via homologous recombination; mitotic G2 DNA damage checkpoint signaling. Gene Ontology annotation, cellular component: Mre11 complex.